Molecule: messenger RNA, 264 nt
Organism: Serpula lacrymans var. lacrymans S7.9
Lineage: Eukaryota; Fungi; Basidiomycota; Agaricomycetes; Boletales; Serpulaceae
Exons: 2
Coding region: 1-168 (55 amino acids)
Source: RefSeq, a predicted model, not a curated record
AUGGCGGUCAUCGGCGCCGUCUUCACCGACAAGUUAAUCAUCAAAUCAUUGAAGGAUCUCAUUAGGCCCACGUUAUGGAUGAAUAGCCUGGCUCUUUCACGCCUGUUAUAUGCCUCCAACUCAUUUGUCGUUCAGCGAUUGCCAGAUUUUGCGCUUCUGAUGACGUGAGUCAUAUUUAUGAGCGGAAACCUGUACUUUUGGUGAGACACCAUGCUAGUUUACUAAAUGGACAGAAUCAUACCUAGUUAUUGCACGUACUACACA